AUGACGAUGUACUUUCGAGUUGGAAGGUUUGCGCCAGUUAUCGAGCGAAAAAGCCUUACUUCUCCAAAGAACACCCAACAAAUCAGUCUAGAUAUGCAUCUGAAGCCGAUCUUCACCAAGACACUCUCGCAAACAGAUGUUGAAUGCAGGAUGACCAUUCCAAUGAGUAGCUUCGGGAUUUUCCAAAUUCCUGAAGGAGAACACUCCAAACAAUUUGUUUUUAUUGACAUAAUUACUGAUGUCUUGUGGAAAUUCCAAUGUUCCACAAGAAAAAAGAUCCCCAUCCCAAACCAGUCCUCUGUGCAGGUUGGACUAAGUAUGUGCAAGACAAGGGUCUAA
Dovyalis caffra is the source of this 339-nucleotide messenger RNA. NCBI's taxonomy places the organism in Eukaryota, Viridiplantae, Streptophyta, Magnoliopsida, Malpighiales, Salicaceae. The record is from the annotation of a GenBank genome assembly.